Messenger RNA from Bombina bombina (fire-bellied toad), 2624 nucleotides. RefSeq names its product spermatogenesis associated 1 (gene SPATA1). The record is from RefSeq and is a predicted model, not a curated record. Lineage: Eukaryota; Metazoa; Chordata; Amphibia; Anura; Bombinatoridae. The transcript is spliced from 12 exons. The coding region runs from base 184 to 1872 and encodes 562 amino acids.
CUGGUGCUUGUCAACAAAGUGUUUGGAGCCCUUUAACUUUAGCAUUUAAAUCUAUUAGAGUAUAGCUUCAAAUAAUUAGUUUGAAUAUAAUUUAUUCAAUUUGACAAUAAAUGAAAAAACAAUAGUGUUACUUGUUGUAUCAUUUACUAUAGGGAUGCAACACGGACCCCUGAUCUUCUCUCUAUGGACAGCAACCAAGAUUUGACACCCAUGAACCAGACAAGACCAUCCACUUCUGGGUUGAUAGAACUUCAUGUUUACUACGUUCCGGAUAAUUUAUGGAACUCCAAAUUAAACAAGGUUUCCACAGAUGUCAUCAAUAAAUUCAUUUCGAUUGGAUUUAUAAGGGUGUCACCUGAAAUGAGACUACGAACAUUAAGAGAGAGGCUUGGGGAAUUCCUGGGGGAUGAUGUUGUUAUUGAUAAAUUUGUGUUCCUGAAAUGCGUUGGAAGAAGCCUGGCAGUUGUAAAAGCAAAGCAAGAACAGGAGAUCAAAUUGAAAGCUUUUGCCCCGCCUUAUGCAUUUCAACCAGAACUGUACUUACUUCCUGGAGCUGAUUAUGAAGGAAGUAAUUUUGGGUCUUCAGUUAGCCCAGAUGAACAUCAUUAUAACACUGACUAUAUAGGAUUUGAUGGAUCCUCACCAAGAGUAUUGAAUGUUCCUGAGAAAAGCCAGCUACUUGAGAAUGAGAAAUACCAGUCCUUACACACUGAGAGAGUCCAGCCACUGCAAAAUGAGAUUAUCCAGCCUUUACACACGGAAAUGGGACAGCCAUUACACAACCUACAGAACCUGUCUUUACAAACUGAGCAGUCUACACAACUAUACCUAGAAAGGGACCAGCCAUUGCAUUAUGGGAAUGAGCAGCUCUUGCCCACGGAAAUAAACCAGCCUUUAAAUACUGCUAAGAAAACAGUAAUAUAUUCUCAAGAGGAAAAGACUGUAGAUAUCUAUAUGACCAGCAAAGAUCAAGAGGUUACACAGAUUGUAAAUAUGAUGCAGAAUCAAACACAGGGUCAACGCAGGAAAGACUUGUUAUCACCAAGAGGGAAAGAACCACUGCUGCAAGUAAAUCAACAGAACCUCACAAGGUAUCGAAAGGGAACAAAAGAAGAGAUACAAGGGAUUCUGGGGAUUCCAGAGUCACUUGGGGGCCGGGAAACUGAACAUCCAUCUAGAAAACGCAAUGAUGAUCCCUUCACUAAAAAUGCUGAAAAUCCUGAAACUGGGAAAGUCAACAAUCAGUUUGGUGAUAAUUCCCUUAGACAGCUACCUGAGCCAGUACAAUACCUACCUCCCCCACCACCUCCUCCCGUGCCAGUUUUUCCUGUAAUUAGUUCACCAGCUAGCAAGACCCAAACUCAUGGAGAAACUGUUCUUGAACAGUUAAAAAAUCUUAAAGAGGAAAGAAUACAAAUGGAAAAAUCCCGUGAAGAGCUUAUUAAAAAAGCAAAAUCUCUACUAGAGCAAUGCAAGCUUAAACGGUACCAAGCCAGAGACUCCUGGAAAAAAAAAUACUAUGAAAGGAAAAAGGCUACAUCCGUUUUAGAGGAGACUAUAAACAAGCUCCGUACGGACUUGGAGGCUUAUUACCAGAAAUUGCUAACACAGCUUGCAGCUCGCGAUAGCAAAAAACGGACAAAAUACCCCCCUCUUGCCAGUAACUCAAAGAAUGCAGCAAUAAUGCAGAUAACUAAAAAACAGCAAGAAAUUGAUCAACUGAAACGCAAAGUUGAAAAUGCAAAAAUCAAGCUUUUGAUUGAAAUUAAGAUGAGAAAACAAGCAUUGUCUGACUUGAAUGUGCUAAAAGCAGAGCUGGCGCAGAAGAAAGCACAGUCUACGUUACCCCGUAUCCCUGUUUUUUCAAUUUGAUCUCACCCACGAGUGCAUCAGAGCUUGGAAUAAAGUGGAUUUAGUUGCAAAUUGCCAUUGCAGUGUUAUCUUUACAAUGAUAUUUGAUAUUUUUUUAAUGGACUUAAAUGUGUUAUAUAAUCUGCCAGGCCACCCCAUGCAGAAAUGGGAAUCACUUUGAUUUCUGCAGACUUUUGUGUAGUUUUGCAAUUAAUAAUAUACAGGUCAAGUAUGAAAGCUUUUGGAAUAGAUUAACACCUUGUCUGCUGCAGUUUAUCUGACAUCAAACGCCACUAGCCACUUGUCUUAUAUGGAGGAGCCUAUCUGGACGUGUUUCUGUAGACAAGAAUUGUCAUUGUCAUCUUAUUAGCAAAACUUGUAUUAUUUUUUAGAAUGCUAUCUUAUCCCACCUGCUGAGGCCAAUUUGGGGCAGAUAUGCAGCAGGACUUAACUCCAAAUGUAAAUAAAGGGUAAGGAAAGUAAUUAAAGGGAUAGAAAAUCUGCAAUUUUAGUCCACUUACACAAAAUCACUUCUAUUAUCAAAUUUUCUUUGUUCUCUCUGCAUACUUUGUUGAAAAGCAUAUGCACUACUGAGAGCUGUCUCCUGUUAUUGGCUCAUCAGAUGUGUUCAGCUAGCUCCCAGUAGUGCUUUGCUGCACAAACUAUGUAUUUAAUCCCUUUCCAGAGGUCAAUAGUGCAAUAAUAAAAUACUCUAACAGCAUUUUCUUUAUGCACUUUUACAUCAAUUUUAAAUAAAACAACAUUGUAAUAUG